Messenger RNA from Bufo gargarizans (Asiatic toad), 1925 nucleotides. RefSeq names its product gastrula zinc finger protein XlCGF26.1-like. Gene Ontology annotation, biological process: regulation of DNA-templated transcription. The transcript is spliced from 3 exons. The record is from RefSeq and is a predicted model, not a curated record. NCBI's taxonomy places the organism in Eukaryota, Metazoa, Chordata, Amphibia, Anura, Bufonidae. Bases 2 to 1744 code for a protein of 580 amino acids.
GAUGGAGCUGCUGACUGGAGAGGUUCCUGUAAGGUGUCAGGAUGUGGCGGUGUAUUUCUCCAUGGAGGAGUGGGAGUACAUAGAAGGACACCAGGAUCUGUACAAGGAGGCCAUGAUGGAGGCUCCCCGGCCUCUGACAUCUCCAGAUCUAUCAUAUAAUCAACUGAAUCAAGAGGAACCUUCACCUGACCAAUCACAGAUUGCUACCACAAGUACCAGGCAGAAAGGGGUUAAAAAGUUUCAAUGUGGAGAAUGUGGGAAACAGUUUAGAAAUAGAUCAGGUCUUUCUCUACACAGAAGACGUCACACAGGAGAGAGGGGAUAUUCAUGUUCAGAAUGUGGGAAAUGGUUUGUAAAAAAAUCUAUUCUUUUCCAUCAUGAACGAGUUCACACAGGAGAGAAACCCUUUUCAUGUUCAGAAUGCGGGAAAUGCUUUAGAAGCAAAUCAGAACUUGUUCAACAUCACAGAAUUCACACAGGAGUAAAGCCAAAUGUUUGUUCAGAAUGCGGGAAAUGUUUUGCAUAUAUAUCAAAUCUUGUGCGACAUCAGAGAAUUCACACAGGAGAGAAGCCGUAUUCAUGUUCAGAAUGUGGGAAAAGUUUUACAAAUGCAUCAAAUCUUGUGCGACAUAAGAGCGUUCACACAAUAGAGAGGCCGUAUUCAUGUUCAGAGUGUGGGAAAUGUUUUACAAAUGCAUCAAAUCUAGAGCGACAUAAGAUAGUUCACACAGAAGAGAGGCCGUAUUCAUGUUUAGAGUGUGGAAAAUGUUUUAAAGAAAAAUCCAAACUCCAGUAUCAUGAGAGAGUUCACACAGGAGAGAAGCCAUAUUCAUGUUCAAAAUGUGAGAAAUGUUUUAAAGAAAAAUCCAAACUUCGUUAUCAUGAGAGAGUUCACACAGGAGAAAAGUCUUAUUCAUGUUCAGAAUGUGGUAAAAAUUUUAUGAAGAAAUCAAGUCUUUUUCUACAUGAGAGAAUUCACAAAAGAAAGGUGUCAUAUUCAUGUUCCGAUUGUGGAAAAUGUUUUACAAAGAAAUCAUGUCUUCUUACACAUGAGAGAUUGCACACAGGAGAGAAGCCGUAUUCAUGUUCAGAAUGUGGAAAAUGUUUUACAAGAAAGUCAUAUCUUGUUAAACAUGAGAGAAGUCACACAGGAGAGAAGCCGUUUCCAUGUUCAGUUUGUGGGAAAUGUUUUGCAAGUAAAUCAUAUCUUAUUAUACAUGAGGGAAUUCACAAAGGAGAGAAGCCAUAUUCAUGUUUAGAAUGUGGAAAAUGUUUUGCAAGUAAAUCCUAUCUUAUUACACAUGAAGGAAUUCACAAAGAAGAGAAGCCAUAUUCAUGUUCUGAUUGUGGGAAAUGUUUUUCAACUAAAUCAACGCUUUUAAAACAUGAAAGAAAUCAUACGGGAGAGAAGCCGUAUUCCUGUUCAGAAUGUGGGAAGUGUUUUAAAACUAAAGCAGAUCUUGUUAAACAUGAUAGAGUUCACACAGGAGAGAAGCCGUAUUCAUGUUCAGAAUGUGGGAAGUAUUUUAUAUCUAAAUCCCAUCUUGUUAGACAUAAGCGUUGUCACACAGGAGAGAAGCCAUUUUCAUGUUCAGAAUGUGGGAAAUGUUUUUCAAAUAAAUCAGAUCUUUUAAAACAUGAUAGAGUUCACACAGGAGAGAAGCCAUAUUCAUGUUCAGAAUGUGGGAAAUGUUAUAGAUAUAAAUACAAUCUUGUUCUACAUCAGAGAAGUCACACAGGGUAAAACCAUUUUGAUGAUUUGUAUAAGAAUAACGGUUUACAAGGAAAUCAGAUUUUGAAAGUCAUCACAGAACCAUAUUCUUGUUUGGAAUGGGGGAAAUGUUAUAAGAGCGCAGGAUGACUUUUAUCUCAUCAGGUUUUUUCACAGACAGUUCACAGGUCUGUUUACUGUCAGAGCAGUGAAG